Vigna radiata var. radiata (mung bean) is the source of this 3245-nucleotide messenger RNA. RefSeq names its product protein LHY. The record is from RefSeq and is a predicted model, not a curated record. Bases 730 to 2982 code for a protein of 750 amino acids. The transcript is spliced from 8 exons. Gene Ontology annotation, molecular function: DNA binding. Lineage: Eukaryota; Viridiplantae; Streptophyta; Magnoliopsida; Fabales; Fabaceae.
GUGGCUGAGAUUGCUCCUGGCGCUUAAACACUUUCGGGGUGAGUGUGCGUGUAGCAAUUUCGGGUUCUGUUUUUGUUUUCGUUUCAGCAAAACCUCUCUUCUUCUUCUUCUUCUUCUGAUUGCUUCCAUCACGCUAUUUUUCAAUUUUCGUUUUUCUCCUUUUCGGUUUCCGAUCUGAACUCUAUUCGAUUCGCCAUUGCCGGAAAAUGAGCCCUCCGACGAGUGUCCGGUGAUGAUCGCUCACGUGAGAGGUUCUUGUUCUUCUUCUUGUUCUUCUUCAAUGUCAUGGUUUCGUUCCGAGGUGCUGUCAGUACUCUCAGCGCGACGCUGUUGAGUUGAAUUUCGAUGGUUUUGAGUUGCUUUGUGAAUAUAUUUUCUCGGCAACCAAACAGGAGGAAUCGAAAUUUGCAGUGAUUAGUAAAGUAUCUGUGAAAGUGAAGAUAGAAAUAGUUGUUAUUGAUGAUGUUGUGAUUUUCUUUUUGUUUCUAUACUAAUUGUAGUUUCCCUCUCUUUUCCGCGUUUGAAAGGUUUUGGCGCUGUCGAGUUCGUUUUGGUGAGGAUUCUGAUUAAUAACAUCACCACAAUACCUUCUUCAGAGUCUGCUCACUUUCACCACAACGGCUUUACUCUUUACUGUUUUUCGUGUCACAAAAAAUGAAAGGCGCUAUUCCCUGUAUCCACUCCUUGUCAGGGAAGAUCUGAAGCAGCGGUAGCUGCUCACGUCCUGUAAUGGACGCGUACUCCUCUGGAGAAGAGGUAGUUGUAAAGACGAGAAAACCAUAUACAAUCACAAAGCAAAGGGAACGAUGGACAGAGGAGGAGCAUAAUAGGUUUCUAGAAGCUUUGAAGCUGCACGGACGAGCAUGGCAGCGCAUAGAAGAGCAUAUAGGAACAAAGACUGCCGUGCAAAUCAGGAGCCACGCACAGAAGUUUUUCACAAAGUUGGAGAAAGAAGCCCUUGUAAAGGGUGUUCCAAUUGGACAAGCUCUUGAUAUAGAUAUUCCCCCUCCACGGCCCAAAAGAAAACCAAGCAAUCCCUAUCCUCGGAAGACCAGAAUUGGUACUGCAACAUUACAUAGUGGAGCAAAGGAUGGAAAGCUCAAUUUAGUCGAAUCUUCACAUGACAACCAAGCACUGGACUUGGAAAAAGAACCACUUCCGGAGAUUUAUGAUUUAGACGAGGGGCCAACAACAGUAAAGGAAAAUAAGGAUGAGAACUGCUCAAAAGUAUUUACAGUUAUCCAGGAGGUACCAUGUUCCUCUCUAUCUUCAGCAAACAGGAGUUCAAUAUCUAUGUCAGUGCCGCUGGGAAAUUCAUGCGUAUUCAAGGAGAUUACAACUUCAGCGAAAGAGGUGAUAACUCGAGAUGAAAAAACUGAAUCAUUUCUGACUGUUGAACUUGAAAAUGGGAAUUUGGAGAUCAAUGAUGGAAAACAGGCAAAUGGAACUAGUAAAAACUCCACGUUAGAGAAUUCUGAUGCUUUACAAAUGAAAUUGGUUCAAAAUGAGAAAACAGAUGGUCUCGAUAGUGCAUUAACAAUAGAAGGAAUGCAAGGCAAUAAUCAGAAUUACCCUAGACAUGUAACUGUGCACGUUGUUGACGGGAACCUUGGAACAUGUACUCAAAAUCCAUCACAAGAUAUGCUGUUUCGAGACUGCAUGUUUCAGCCAAUAGGAGGGGCUAAUGGGCAACCACAUCUUUUCACCAAUUCAGCACCAUCGAACACAAGAGAAAGUCAAAAUAACACAGCACGAUCUUCUGCUCAUCAAUCAUUUCUUCCGUAUCCUCCCUUCACCCAACACAACCAGGACGAUUACCAAUCAUUUCUUCACAUGUCUUCCACAUUUUCUAAUCUUAUUGUCUCUACCUUGCUGCAAAACCCAGCAGCCCAUGCUGCAGCAAGUUUCGCUGCUACAUUUUGGCCCUAUGCAAAUCCAGAGACUUCAGCAGAUUCUCCUAGGUGCUCUCAAGGAGGUUUCACAUCUAGACAAAUUGGUUCCCCUCCAAGCGUUGCAGCUAUUGCAGCUGCUACUGUGGCUGCUGCAACUGCGUGGUGGGCAGCUCAUGGACUGCUUCCUUUGUGUGCUCCUCUUCAUACUGCUUUUGCUUGUCCUCCUGCAUCUGUGACUCCAGUCGCAUCAAUGAAUACUGCUGAAACACCAUCUCUAAAGGCAGACCAAGAAAAGAGUACUCUACAAAAUCCUCCUCUGCAUGAUCAGAUGAUGCAUCCAGAAUACUCGGAAGCUCCUCAAGCUCAACAUUCAGCUUCAAAAUCACUAGCUGUCAUUUCAUCAGAUUCUGAGAGUGGAGAUGCCAAGUUAAAUACUUCACCAAAGGCUACCGAUCAUGAGACGAACGAAAUAAUUUCUGAGCACCUUGAUUCCAACAAAACGAAAGGCAGAAAACAGGUUGACCGUUCCUCGUGUGGUUCCAACACAGCCUCAAGCAGCGAUGUGGAAACUGAUGCACUAGGGAAGGAUGAGAAAGGGAAGGAAGAGCCUGAAACACCCGAUGCUAACCAUUUAGCCCUUGAGUUUAGUAAUCGUCGUAGAAGCAUUUGCAACCUUACUGAUUCUUGGAAAGAGGUCUCUGAAGAGGGGAAACUAGCCUUUCAGGCUUUGUUCUCCAGAGAGGUGUUGCCUCAAAGCUUUUCACCUCCUCAUGCUUUAAAGAAUAAGGACCAAAUGGGCAUCAUCACCAAUGAUAACCAGCAAACCAUAGAUGACAGAAAUGAAGACCUUGACAGCAAGAAAUGCAGUUCUAACUAUAAACCAAUGCAGAAAAAUCCGCCAUUUGUAGAAAAUAACGUGGGACUGUUAACCUUAGGGCUUGGACAAGGAAAGCUUAAGACUCGUCGAACAGGCUUUAAACCCUACAAAAGAUGUUCCAUGGAGGCCAAGGAAAAUAGGAUUGGAGCGAGCAAUCAAGGUGAAGAGAAAGGUUGUAAAAGAAUACGUUUGGAAGGGGAUACUUCGACUUGAGGUUUGGUACAUGCAUGCAUGCAAUAACAUAAAGGCAACCUUUGGUUUUUGCAUAUCAUUUCUUAAUCCCCCUCAACGGUGUACCUAUAUUGUUUAUUUCUAAUUCUGCAGCUCACGAAACUUGUCGUGUAGAUGUGUGUACCAUAUUAAAUUACUGUGUACGCUCUUUUACUAUCUUGGAUUGGUGUUAAUGCUGUUAAACUCUGCUAAAUAGACUUUAGAUAAGAAACAUUAAGUAUUGUUUGAGCCUGAACAUUAAGUAA